AUGGCCGGCAGUGAUUUAUUCGGGACUGCUGGAAGAAAACUAUCGUAGGUUUUUCAUCACCUGUUCGAAAUUUUCAGGACAUCUGGAUCGAGCAUGUAUCACGUGCUUGGCGUUCCGAAGCGUGCGGAAGAAGAUGACAUAAAGCGGGCCUUCAGAAAAGUAUGUGUGGAUGAAGUAUAUUUGUUGGAAGAUCCUUCCGAACUAUUUGUUUUGGCUUCCUUACAUUAGGGACGAUGACUUGGAUUACUUACCUAGAGAAUUUAUCAUGGCCAUCUCCAAUCUUUCAUUAUAAUAUAAGUUGCAAAAUAACAUAUGACGCAUGCAUUUUGUCAGAAUUUUUAGUGUUGAACUUAGGUACAAUUUGCAGUUUUUGCAUCUUAUUCUGCCGAAAAUGAUUUCUGUCGAAGUUCAGUCGUAUGUACCCUUCGUGUGAUAUUCGAAGGGCAAGAUUAUGUCCAUAUGGCAGCUGUUGUGCCGCAGGGAACUAAUACAAGUAUCUUAGACUUCCAAACAUUAAUAAAACACUGUAACGCCCGAUAGUGGCGGCCCGCUAAAAAUGUCAUUCUAAGCAAGCCUUUGUUGCACAAAUACGCAUGUGGCCCUUACACCCCUCGUAAAUAAAAAUUAUCGAUUAAACUACUAAGUAUACAUGUGAUCGGUUAUCAUAUAUUUUUGUAAAGACUCGAUAACUCAGUCGAUUGCAGUUAGUUAUCAAGGUCGAAUGAUUUUGGAGAUACGUUCAGAUGUCUGAGACCUUAUGUAAAACCACGAGGAGUACUGGAUCUCGUCUAGGUGCGCCACCUCUAAGAGCCCGUUGACCCGAAUACGAUGAGCCGACCUCGAUUUCCCGUCUCCCAGUAUUCCUAUAUAUGGAUCGUCGUUGCGCGGAACGCGUGUUCCACAGGCCGAUACGUAUGGUUAACCGUAGCAUGGACGAGCUUAUGCAUGUGUUAAUCAGCGCAGGGCUUCUACUUGUUGCUGCCAUUUGUAGUUUUAGACUAGGCUAACUCUUGAAUUGCACUGCGCAAGCUCUUACUUCUUACUUUAUCGAGUACUAAGGAUCAUUUCACGUCUCCCCCUGUCGUAUAUUCCAAAAGACACUUAUGUUGCCUUGUUCUGCGCUUCAAUUCCUUGUUCUUACCAGAUUGGACUCAUUCCCUUCUAUCGUCUCCUUAUCCGCCGAGUUGGUUUGUUAUUUCAGUCAGAAUUCUAGAGCACAGGUCCCUUCCAAAUCGAAUGCUCAUGCCUGACUGCCUUGCGCGCGAUAUUUUCUCUCCCUACAGUAGUCAUUGUCAUCAUCUACUAUUUACAGCCGAACCAAACCAUAAUGUGCGCAGUGUUGGUUACUACCGAUUUCGACAUCUUAGUAAAGUAUCCUUUCGUGCGCUCGCCUGCCUCUUUUUUCUCGCAUUCAGCGAGGUACAUUCUCUUGCAGUUUAUAUUGGUCACGGAUGCCCACUUAUUUUCUAGAAACACACAUCCUGUCCUUGGUAAACCAGUCUUUCGAAAAGUAUUUCCUCUGCGUAUACAAGUCUCCUCGCUGUUUUGUCAAAGCUUGAUCAAAAAUCCCUACAUGCCACAAUUUCCGACCACCUUACGCAUCGUAUAUCCACAACAACCUUUGUAAAACACUCAAAUACGGCCAGUGGCCAAUCACACACAAGGGGUCUGAAGAAAUACUCAAAUGUUUACUUUCUCUGUGGGUCAUUGGACAUUAAUUUCUGGCCACGUAUUCGAUGUUGAGUGGUCCUCAUUCAGGAUCGGGACAGAUGAGUCCCGGUUUAUACGUCUGAGAUCGACGUUAAUGUAAAGUCUCAUUAACCAUGUAUUUUGAGUUUGUUUAUCAGCGCAUCCUCUCCCUUUUCAUCACAAAUCGCCUGCAGGAGGCCCAAAUACAGUAAUGUAACAACGACUGUCAUUAAAGAAACCAUAAACCACUACAUCAUACACCUAAAGUCUUUAGUUCGCCUUCAGACGCUACUCCAUUGAAAUGUAAUGGGUGUUAUGUCAUAUCUAUGUUUAAUGGAGCCAACUUACAACUUUACAUGACAUAAUCUAUGUCCCCUUUCUCACGUUAGGUGCGAUUGCCGGCUACGAGUUUACAUACCUGUAUUUGUGAUUCUGAUACAUGUUCCACGCUUUGAAUGAAGCCGAAGUUUGCUUUUGUCGCAGGCAUUGUUAUGGGUGGGGAUUUAAUUUAUAUCACCUUCCACUUUAGCCGCAAAGAUCAUCAAAACCUUUUCCCAGUUCUCUACAUAUUGUGAAGUUAAGCUAGUGCGUAAACCUUUUACUGGCAAUAAAAAAGAUGCCUGGUUCAUCCAGCUAUGUCGGUAGGCAUGCACUGCAUUCUAAAUCAGAUAACUUUGAUUUCUCAGAAAUUGCAUGUAUAUUUCGAGAAAAUAUCCUUGCAUGCACGCCACUGCCCCCACAAUACAGAACUUGCGAAAUGAUUCUUUGAAAUAUUUGCUUUAGGCUGCUCUGCGUUUUCACCCUGACAAAAAUCCAGACAACCCGGCCGCAGCUGAAAUUGCAAGUUAUCUUUUGCUUUAUUUGUUUGAUUUUUUUAUUAUCUGAUCGAUAAUUUUGACUGUUUUGCGAACGUUUUUCUCAACUGAUAUUUAGGUCAUUACGUGUGAAACCAGCAUUGUCCCAAAUUUUAUGGUGCAUUUUUUAUAGUUAAUUACGUCCUCUGUUUGCCAUCUUUUCGAAUUAUACGCAAGAUUAUGCUUGCGUAGUUUCAACUUUUCCAUAUUUGAACUGGCAACCUUUCUGUAUUUAUCCGAAAGUGUAGUUCAACCUACUGUUAAUGUUUGAGUUUGACGUAAUGCAAUUUUCGUUUGACAGAAUAUAAUUCUUAUGGUCGGAUAGUAUUUAUUUCUCUCCUUUGAGAAUGUGUCACCUGUAUCAUAUCGUCCGAACCCGAAAGUCACACGUCAAACUGUUGCGUGCAUAUUCUAAGAUACGGCCGGUUAGUACGCAAAAUGUUAUGAACUGGUCUCAUGGCAGAUGGUUUGUCUAAUUUGGACAUUAUUGCUUACAGAAAGUUGCCCUUUUAUCCAAUGAGUAGUCACCCGUUAACUUGUAAUUCAGUCAUCUGUUCGAAAUAUGCAAUAUUUCCACGCACCGUUGGUUGUUACCGCAUUCAGUAGUGGUCAACCCUAAGCACUCGAGAUUUUUGAACUAUCUGUCGAGGGCUGGGUUUUCGAGAGAGGAGUCAUUGGGUAAAACCUAAAAUUUCUUCCCUGGAAAUCUUUUAGCCGUCACGUGGUGCCGCUUAUCAAUUACGUGUCCGCAUAUAACGUGCCAUCUGAUGUCAUAUUCUAUAUCUCCUACUAACCUAUUUUACUGGACUGUGGAUUUAAAUUGAUAGAUAGGAAUGAUACCGGUAUUACGGUGUAUCUCGGAAGUCUCCGCUAAUUUAUCCAGGAGGGUAUUAGUUUUUCGUUUGUCGUAAAUAAGGGAACUUUUCAGACGGUUGCUGGUAAUUUUUCCCCGGGACCCUAUCAUGUUUGGUAUUAUUAAACUUGCUGAAUAGGCCAAGGUCUUUUAUUUUAGCUGACUCUCACAAUCGCAAAACAACGUCUUUACCACAUUUUUGGCAGUUAUAUACAGACACGACGCAAGGUCAAUUCUUACUUGCUAACUAAUUUUUCAUGGUAUAGCAUCUUUUAAAUUCUAUCACCCCAUCCCCUUCAGUUCAAUUUGAUUGAGUAGCCCCGCGAGCCAUCGUAUUGAGUACAUGCUAAUGUGGGUCAUUUGCGAAAGUUUAUACUUUUGUUUGAAGUUCAUCAGGGCCCUGUUAGAGAAUUUCGUGCCUCCUUUUGACGUCCGAUACGUUAAUCUAGUUGUACUUUUCGUUGUCUUUUUCAGUUCAAAGACGUCAACCGAGCCUAUCAAGUUCUCAUGGAUCCUGUUAAACGCAGCAUCUACGAUAAGUACGGCAGUGUAGGCCUGUCAAUAGCCGAGCAGGUUGGAGAGGACAAUGUCCAAGCCUACUUUAUGCUAACAAGCAAAUGGUGCAAGGUCAGCGACACUCCUCUAUGCCCAGUUUUUAAGUAAACCAAAGCUUGCAACGUUUAAGUAAUGGGCGUACUAAGAGUACCAAAAUAAUCACAACCCUGUUCUGCUUUAGAGGAGGAGGGGAAAGACACACGUAGGAGUCGUAUAUACUGUGCAGGAUCUCAUUGGUUGCCAGAGCCCCCUACGCACAGCCUGCGCCCGGGUCUGUUUGCUGGUAUCAGUUUGGCUAGUUGAUUGAGGUGGUAGCUGAUUUCGUGGACGCCUGUGAUUGGCUGUCCCAGAGGCCGCAUGCGGGCAUGUUCCAGCCGCUCGAGCGCCAUGAUCGAGCGAUCCACAGCACGGCGUAGGUGCCAGGGGUGGAAGCCUUAGACACGCGUGAGGCAUUGCACGCUUGCCAAGGGGAGUGGGGCACAUUGUGCGUAUUGUUUUCUGAUCGCUCUCGAUAGUGCGUCUUGUUCAAAGCUGAAUUUUCGGUUGGCUGUUAAUGACGAUAGAAGUCUUUUUCUCUUUUCGACUUCUGCUCCGCCAGAUCGAGUAAGCUCUAAAACAUGAAUAUGAACCUCUCAAAACCGUGCACGCUCAUAUUGUCUUGAAUACUAGACUGACUCCGGUAUAAAACAGUAGUAAAUAUAGAUAGUUAGGAACUUUCGGUCCCGUUCCGACAUAGGCGAUUUCAGAAACGCCCAAUACGACCGACUAGAUCAGUUCAAGCCAGUACAACGAUUGCCUGUGACCGUGCAGUUUUCGUAUUUCCUGCGCGAUCGAGCAGGACUGUAGUCCACAUGCCUUGUCAUAAUCCAGAAAGCCCUGGACUGCACAAUCAAUGUCAUGCAUUUUCUUACUUCAAGGAAUCAAGUUAAGAUGGAUACCCACUUUUACAAUGACGCGAUUUUUUGAAGGCGACAAGUAGGUAAAAGGCAACCAACUUGCUUUCUGCCAAUAUACGUGGAAGGUACGCGUGUUAUGGAUUGGUCGCAAACCUCACUGGUUGCCCGUCCAACAACUCUUCUUGACCCGCGUCCCCAAACCAGAACUCAACAGCAAGGGUGGAAGGAAGUGUGUAUUGACGCAUUCUAACAGUGUUUAUAAGCCAAAAGGGAACCUACGGGAAUGUCCAAAGUCAGCUUGAAAUCCGACCAAUCAGAUACCGUCCUUGAGUGGCUAGUGUGUCGGCUGGACUUUUGGCUCACCUGACUGGUUGGGUAGACCUCCAAUCCUGUCGGGAGCCGGCGUGAAACCAGCACGCGCACGGCUUGCGGGCGGAUCACUAAGGCGGCGUACCAACAACAUAUUUUAUCUAAUCCCUAGCCGCCCUCGGUAGGGAUCCUGGAAGGAAUGCGUACGGACUUCCUUUAGGAAAAAGUAUCUUAGUUGUUCAGUAUGAGUGAACAACUGAGGAGAUUGAAAUCUCAGUCAACUCGCUACUAACGGAAUUUGGCGAGUUUGAAAUACUGAUCAUCUACCCUCCAGUAUCUCCCUGAAUAUUACUUGCUGACUAAUCAUAAUAUGCAAUUGUGUUAAACAUUUUGGUCUUUCACUGAUGGCCUUUCAACACCUUUAUUUCGUACUCUUCUAGGGGUUGUUCUUCUUCUGCUGCGCGAUCACUGGUUGCUACUUCUGCUGUUGCUGUUGCUUCUGCUGCAACUUUUGUUGCGGCAAAUUUAAGCCUCCAGCACACGAGCCUGUGCCCGAGGAGCUAAAUUUACGUGUAAGUCGGAUUUUCUGAUUCUUCAGAAUGUUGCUUUCUGAGUUGCUACAAAAGUACGUAGAAGUCUAGGACGUAAGGUUUCUGCUCCUGGUCUUUCCCCACGUGGAAAUUCCAAAAUAACGGAUGCUAUCUUUUCCCUGUUGCGGGACCAUUCUGGUUAACGCACAGCCGCGAAUUUCACUGGUCUUAUUUGACGCGUUCAACCAGAUGUGCUUAUGAACGAGAACGGUCAGUGCCCAUGUUUGUACUUAUUCCAACGCAAACCGUAGAGAGCCUUAUUGAACGAACAAAUCUUUAUCUGUCCUGUGGCGACUUUAUUACGCAGAUACCUAAAAGAGCCUUAUAUGCCGAGUCUAACAUAGGCAGUCUUAGGUUGAAAGGAGAACCGCAUAUAGAGAGUCCUACCGACGUCAAUUUAAGAUCGGUGGAGACGACUGAAUGACUGUUGAACAAUUUUACCACUGACGAUUGGGAGCCUUUCGACCGAACAGUUUCCGCCUACCACAUAUCACGUUAGUAAAAUAAUGGGCAAGGACAAUUCGUAUCAACAUCCUCUGGAUACUUUGACUUCGUUUUUCUUGCUACUUAAUUUAGUGAAGUAGCGUAAGACGUAAAGAAGAUGAACGUGCGAUCAAUAGAAGAGUAGGUGUGUAAGGCCUGAGUUUUCAGACACGUUCCGGAACCCAAUAUCAGAAACUACGAGAGUACAGCAACACAUGGACAGUUUUUGUAUUCAACUCACGAGGGAGGAGAAGGAAGGAGGGUUAGUGUUCGCGACUGGGCUGGAUCCACGCCAUCUAACUCACUGUGGACUCACGUCGUGGUAACAGCGUGCGUUCUUGUCUGGGAACUGAGCUGCGCCACUUCGCCGUUUGAGUGCAGCGCGUGAUACGGUGGGAGAUAUAUCGGUCUGUCUGUUUAUGGAGUUGGUCUCAGACAUCCAGACCUCCAGCAGUCCCGACCCUGUCUCUUUGCUGGCUCGCGCCAAUAUCCGCAGGCUCACAAAGUUCAAUUUGUGACCUUCCCCCAGGAUGUAAGUAGUAACUUGAAGCAGUUAAUCGCCACUUCGGACGGUCCGUUUGCGCUGAAGUGCUCGUGAUCUGAAUCGUCCGGUCUAGCCUAUAUAAUGAUGAUUUGAUAAAUCACGCCUCGUUGCCCACCUAUGCCCAGUCGGUCCUUCAUUUGCAUGAUUUUGGUACUCACGGUAACUGCCGGAGGGUGGGCAAUACCCACGCAAAGUUCUGCGGCAGUGCGCUCCCUUUCUUUCGAUACAUUCUUUACAUAUGACAGAGGAUGACAGCGUGUCGGUGGCCCUCUUUCGUUUGUUCUUUGUGGGCGCGUACGGAGACAGUGGCAGAUGAAAUUAUUUGGAUAGCCGUUCCUUGCUCAUUUGUCUCGAAGAUACCGUAGUUCUUGUACUGGCCCCGCAGGCACUCUGCAGUGCGUUUUUGCCCUUUCGUAGAACGCUCAACACAGCCACGUUUGUGUGCCAUCGGGUGGUGGUUGCUAUGGUAGUUGAGGACUUGGGUUGUGUUAGUUGUCAUGCUUCACACCGUUGUGGUAAUUUCACCAUUAGUUCUACAUGCGAUGAGAACGUAAAGGAAGGGAAACUGUUCAGGGCAAUGCCGUCAAGCAGGUCCUGAUUGUCCGUCCUUCUCAAUUAGAACGAACGUGUUGUCCACGUAUCAGCGCCAAAACGCAGGUUCGCAGUGGCUUAAAGCGACCUUCUCCAGCUCUUGUAGGGAAAAUUUUGCAAUUAGUGCAGAUGUUGGGGAACCCAUCAACGUUUCUUUGGCCUGCUCUUUUGUUCUGCCAUCGAGAGUGCAGAAGUUCGUUGGUAGAAUGCAAAGAGUUGCACUGGAUACUCACUUUCCAGUUUUCUCUCGUUUUAUCAUAUUUAUUUUCGAGCCUCUUGUGUAGAACAACGCGCGCUUGGUUUGGCAGAGUACAGUAGGUGUGCUAACACAUGAAGUGUUAACCGAAAUUUUAAAAUCCGUCCUUGACUCGAAUCAACGUACGGCAUAAUCGUAUGAUAAUUCAAAUACUUUGGGAUGCCGGCUUUUGAACGAACCUCUUUUCGGCCGCCUGCGAAAACUACACUUUAAAAAAUGGCUACUUAAGUGGCAUGAAUUUUUCUCACUAAUUUUCGAUGCCCUUAUAACUCAAAUAUAUUUAGUCGAAAGCAUGCAUAACAUAUUCAUUCUUUUAUACAUUUUGUAGGAAAUUACGCCUCCCUCAAACUUUAUACUUAAACGAUAGGUACAAUUUGACUUUAAAAAAUUUCCAAUUCCUGAAUAAUUUUGAACUCGAUCUGCCGCCACACUUAUAUUCAGGGUUUCAAAACUACAAGCUGUACAUUUAUCGUGUACGGAAAAUCAUAAAUUUUUAUACGGUAUUAAGAGAAAGCCAUACGAAGUUCAUACUAUUUAGCAGUAGAUUUGGGCCAUAAUGUAAACUUUACAAGCAACAUUGUUAAAUGCACAGGUACGAUGCUUUAUGAACGGGCAUCUUACAGUCUUAAAAAAUAUCAUAAUUGGAAACUUUUUGAGGCUAAAUUGCAUCCACCGUUUAAGUAUAAAGUUUGAGGCGGCCGAAAAGAGUUUCGUUCAAAAGCCGGCAUCCCAAAGUAUUUGAAUUAUCAUGGGAUUAUGCUGCGCGUUGAUUAAUAUUACAACCCUACUUAAAUAAUCUUUUCGAGUCAAGGACGGAUUUUAAAAUUUCGGUUAACACUUCAUGAGUUAGCACAUCUACUGUACCCUACCAAACCUAUCGCGCGUUGUUCUACACAAAUGGCUCGAAAAGAAAUAUGAUAAAACGAGGGAAAACAGGAAAGGGAGUAUCCAGUGCGACUCUUUGCAUUCUACCAACGGACUUCUGCACUUUCAAUGGCAGAACAUACGAGUGACUGAUGCGCUACGAUAAUACAGGUUUUCCCUACGAUAAUACAGGUUUUCCGCCUGGACAAGAGUAAGGUGUCCGGAACGCUAACCUUGAUCCCAACUCAAACUCAUGGUUUGGUGAAUCCGGACGCGAUAGUACGUAGCAUAUCCUACGCCUUACUGUACAUUACCACCGACGUCAUCAUCUUUUAAAUAUUCCUACCUACCCUGGCAAAAUAAGUAGCACAGUAUGCACACAAUAUAACGCGGGAGUUGUCCGUUUCAUUGGUGCGAGCGCACGUCUAUGGUCAGUGACAUCAUCACCUACUGCGCACAAAGCUGGUUCAGUGUUCUCACAGGUUCCCUCCUUGUAGCGACUUAAAACACGCCAAGGGUUGAUGCACUUAUAUAAAUAAACGGCGCCUUUACGAGAUUUUUUAAAAUCAUUGUUCGCUUUUUGCGUUCUGUUUUGGCUACCCCUACAACUCCGGUUCCCACUAAGCCCUAUUAUUGGUGACUUAUAAGUUGAUUUAAAAGGGGUGUUACGGCACCAUAUCGCCUUGUUAAAGCUUGCGGUUUUAGGGCAAAAUUUUAAUGUGCUCUAACUUUCAGGAGGACGCUUUUGAUGAUCUGGAUCCACCAAUGCAGCAAGUGCCCCCGCCCUACGACCCAGACCGUUUGAUGCAGGAGGCGUUCAAUACCUCUGCACCCACCGCGGCACCCAUGCCACCACCGACUAAAGUUACCGUAACUCAGCAGCCCCGGUCUGUCCAAAUGCCGACCUAUUAA
Molecule: messenger RNA, 9396 nt
Organism: Spirometra erinaceieuropaei
Lineage: Eukaryota; Metazoa; Platyhelminthes; Cestoda; Diphyllobothriidea; Diphyllobothriidae
Source: the annotation of a GenBank genome assembly